Molecule: messenger RNA, 1146 nt
Organism: Brassica napus (rape)
Lineage: Eukaryota; Viridiplantae; Streptophyta; Magnoliopsida; Brassicales; Brassicaceae
Product: protein OXIDATIVE STRESS 3 LIKE 2
Exons: 2
Coding region: 275-967 (230 amino acids)
Source: RefSeq, a predicted model, not a curated record
UAUUUCGAGUUAUUAUCAUCAUCCUUAUCGUCUUCCAUUAAAUUAUUCUUUUUAGCUAAAAUAAAAACCUUAUCCCUUCUCUCUCUCUCUCUCUCUCUCUCUCUCUCUCUCUCUCUCUCUUCUGCCAUUGCUAUUCCUACGAUUCUCUGAGUCUGCGAUUUGAGGAUCCGACCCAAAAGACAGAAACAAACCCAGAAGCAAAAGCAACGUGAUUUCCGACCAAACCGGUAAGAAAGUUUCUUGAUUUUUUUUUGUGAUCUGGAGAGAUACGGCGAUGGAGGUGAUGGCGGGAGGACCAACGUUCUCAAUCGAAGACUCGGAAUACGGAAGCGAUCUGACGGCAACGAUGAGAGACAAGGCUUCCUCCUCCUCUUCCUCUUUUGAUACGGUGAACGAUGACGGAGGCGGUUUGAGUCGUGUCGGAAGCGGAAUCUGGUCGGGACAGACGGCGGAUUAUUCGUCGGAAAGUUCAUCGAUCGGAACUCCGGGAGACAGUGAGGAGGAAGAGGAAGAAAGCGACGACGACGACGAUUCAUCUAAAGAACUAGGGCUUCGAGGAUUGGCUUCAAUGAGCUCUCUCGAAGAUUCCCUCCCCAACAAAAGAGGGCUAUCGAAUCACUACAAAGGGAAAUCAAAAUCGUUUGGGAAUUUAGGAGAGAUAGGGAGUGUGAAAGAAGUACCGAAGCAAGAGAAUCCGUUGAACAAAAGAAGAAGGUUACAGAUCUGCAACAAGUUGGCAAGAAGAUCGUUCUACUCAUGGCAAAACCCUAAAUCUAUGCCUCUUUUGCCUGUAAACGAAGAUGAAGAUGAUGAUGAAGAUGAUGAUGAUGAAGAGGAAGGAGACGAUGGAGAUCUGAGCGAUGAAGAGCGAGUUGUUAUUGCAAGGAACUCAUCGUUCAAGAACAGAGCAUUCAAGUCUAGGAGUUGUUUUGCUCUAUCAGAUCUGCAGGAAGAAGAAGAUGAGUGAUUUAAUCAAUAAUGCAAAUCAUGAUUUUUCUUUGUUCAUAGUUUUUUUUUUCUUUAUCGAAAAUAUAAUUUUAAUUUCAUCGAAUUAAUGUUUUUUUUUUUCAAAAAAAAAUUCGGGGAAUUAAUUAUUAUAUUAUGUCGAUGGGAGAAAAGUAAUCAACUACGUUAGUGUUUGCUCCU